Molecule: messenger RNA, 750 nt
Organism: Heterostelium album PN500
Lineage: Eukaryota; Evosea; Eumycetozoa; Acytosteliales; Acytosteliaceae
Gene: utp11
Product: U3 small nucleolar RNA-associated protein 11
Exons: 3
Coding region: 1-750 (249 amino acids)
Biological process (GO): rRNA processing
Cellular component (GO): small-subunit processome; nucleolus
Source: RefSeq, a predicted model, not a curated record
AUGUCAUCAUUAAAAGUAAAGAAUCUUCUUCCAAAUAGGGAGAAGAGAGAAAGACCACAACCAAGAUCAGUUACAAAUGGAUUUCUAGAGAGAAAGAAAGAUUACAAGUUACGUGCAGAUGACUUUAAUAAAAAGAGAGAUCAACUUAAAAAGUUGAAACUUAAAGCUGCUUUAAAGAAUCCAGAGGAAUUUAGAUUUAAUAUGAUAAAUUCUAAAGUUAUAAAAGGAGUACAUCAUACAAUAAGUAAAAGUGAAUUGGAUCAAAGUGAUUUAGCAGAUAUCAAACAACAAGAUCAAUUGUAUUUACAGAGUAAGAGAAUAUCGGAGGAGAAAAAGAUAGCGCGUUUGCAAUCUACUUUGCAAUAUAUAGAUGCAGGUGUAGCACCAUCCGAUCAAGUUAUAUUUUUAGACAACGAGAAUGAAGUUAAGAAUUUCAAUGCUGUAGAAUAUUUCGAAACGAUACCAGAGGCAUUCUCUAAUAAUUCCUCCACCAUUCCAAAGCUGUCAAAACUGAAAGAAGGUUCACUCGUGCUCAAUCCUCGUACUGCACCAUCUGCUGCCGAAAUCGAGGCAAUGACCACCACCUCUUACAAAGAAUUGGAAGCAAGAAAGAUUCGUCAUGCAGAACUCUAUAAAGCUGAAAGACAACUCGAACAUCAAAAACAAUCAAUUAAAAAUAAAGGUGAAAAACCAAUUAAAGUUAAAGUUGGUGGUAAAAAAGAAACAUGGAAACUCAAGAGAAAGAAAUAA